CUGAUAAGCGACAGGCUAUACCAGUACCCUGCCAACGCUAGAAUACGCGAAUACCUUGUUAGUAUAAAAGCAUCUUCAAGCAGCGAAAAUGAAGGUUUUAAUCCUUGUAUUGCUGUUUUGUUCUCCUGCUGCUCCGGAAAGCGGACACCAAUUUUCAACACGAACAAAACGAGGUGUAUUCAAUGUCGCAUCAUUGAUCGUUAAAGCUUGCGAUCUCGCCCUAAAUGUUGUUGAAUUCUUCAAGGAUAGCAGCUCAUCAGAGGAUGAGGAACUAAUUGGAAAAAUUGUCGACAAAAUCGAUAAAACAAAUCAGGUGCUUAAAUGGCAUAUACUACAAGUUCUUCAGCUUAAUAAAGUGGAAGACACUCGUCUGGAAAUCCAUAGUGCUCUUAUUGAUUUAAAAAACUGGAUAACAGCAGAAACGGAACAAAGUUCGGAAGAAUCAGAAACCGGAAUUCUACAGACAUCUUACAGCAAAGAUGCAUACAAGGGAAUUUUUCAACGGAGGACAUUUGAUGCAAUUCCAAGAAUACGUUACCUGGCUAAACAUUUUGUCGACAACAUACCAGGAACGUCCAAAAGUCUUAUUGAAUUGAUUUUGGAACCAAAAAGAUGCAAUCUUACCGCACUUUUUGAAAUCCAAGAAGAUGUGUUAAAACUAAUUUCGAGUGGAAUUUUCCUGGAAAUGACGCUAAUGUCACUUGAAGGUGAAACGACACUCCGGAAUGAGAAAUUGUAUUGGGAACAUGAGGUUUCCGAUGUCUUAGAUGAAUUCAAGGCACGUGAAAAGGAAUGUAGGUCCAAAAGACGAUUCUUUGCGCUAGACGAUUUAGAACAGACGAGGGACAUUGCGAAACUUCACAAAUCAAAUUCGGAAUGUUUUCUAUGGGCGUGGAAUGACAUUCUUAUGUUUGAUGAAGACAUUCCGGAUGAUUUACUUUCUUAUUCAGUCGACCCUGCAGCGAGUCUUUAUACUGAUGACACUGAUGACUUACGAAAGAUGGUAAUAUAUGGUGAACAUGAAAACUAUACUACAGCCGACAACGUUGGUGGUAUUAUCUGGAACGCAAUUUACGACCAUUCGUUAAACGAGUCUAAUAAAGCUAAGGACAUAUCAGAUGUGAUAAAACGCGAACUCAUUGAGAAUAAAGUUGGCUAUAAAGCAGUUGUAGUGUACUUCACUGACAACCUUUCACGGUAUCAUCCAAAGGUCCAUAAAGAUGAUCGUUCACCAGCAAUUACAGUACGCCUACAACGAGUGAAUUUUCGCAUCUGUACCAGUCCUCUCUGUGAAGUGAAUUGGGAUAACUGGCUUGCCCUUAGGAAAACCUUAAGUGGCCAUUUUACAAUAUAUGUGAUACCAGGGCUGAACAAAAGAAGUGAUCCCCGGAAUUUGGACAAAAAUCAAAUCAUUUUGGACUCGAGCAAAAAGAAAGAAAACUCGGUGUACAACUCGUAUAUUUCGAGUUCUGCAUGUGGAAACUUUAUAUUGAAUUUGCAACUUCUGAUAAUGUCAUUUCAUUUUUGCGUCAUAUUAAACAACAGUUAGUAACAAAGUGGAUAACUGCUAUCCCUAAUGUUAAGUUUUUGUUGAAAAAGUAUGAACCUUUAGAUGUUGUACUUUAUGUUAAAAGUGAUAUUUCCAAAUAUUUGAUUAUAAACUUUGGGUUUUAAGGGUCAGAUUUCCACAAUAACACAGGGUAAUAAGGGAAUGCCUAUUAAUACAAAUUGCAUAAUUUGCGAUAAAGCAAACAUUAAUUUCUGUAGAAGGUUGUCAAUUGGCAAGAUUCAUAUAUAUGUUGUUGCCGAAAACUGUUGAAAAUAGUUCGGGAGCGGGAAUUCAUAUAAUACGUCUAGAAAAUUCAUGGUAGAGGCUAUUACAAAUUAAACAUAUCCCCCCCCCCCACACACACACAAACGUACACCACCACCACCAACAGUUGGUUCCAGUAUGUGUCAGAGGUAAAUAUACUUCAAACUACAAACACAUAUUGACUAUGUUGAGGAGAAAUGCUGUACAAACUUAACGAUAGUUUGUGCAUUGUAUUUUAGCUCACCUGAACACACAGUGCUCAGCGAGUGCUAUUGUGAUAGGGUGAUUGUCCAUCGCCCGUCCGUCCUUCGUCAACCUUUUUCAUUAAACACUUUCUCACCCUAAACCAGUAUGACUAAUUGAACCUUUGAAAUUGAAAUUAGGCUUCGAUCUCGCAUGGUAUGAAACCACUGGGGGGUGUAUAUCACAUACCCCCCCCCCCCCUAGCUACUAACAGUGUGACUAAUAAUACCAUGUUAGAAUAUAUAGACAGUACAAAGUGCCUAAAUUUAUGGAAAAAAAAUCAAUAUUUUUUCACAUGAUUUGACAUUAUUAUUUAUAGCUUGGAAUUAAAAGAUGUUGUUUUUUUUCAAUUAAAUAAAAUAGGAUUUAAAAUCUGGUGCCAGUAUGUAAUCAUUAUUCAGGGCCUGUUCACAAUGCAAGAGCUAGUUUGAAGAACCGAAACAACAUUUUCAAAAUUUCAUUUUAAGCUCAACUAUUCUGAGAAUAAGGAGAGAGCUAUUCUGCUAACCCUGGCGUCGGCGUCACAUCAUAGUUAAGGUUUUGCAUGAAAGUACUUUUAAGACAUAAUCACAGUAAACUGAUAAUGUAUUGCAUGGAAACUUUAAAUAUAUUAUUCCAACUUUCCAACCUACUUAAUUAAUGAAUGAAGUAAGAUAACAUAAUUUGAAUUUAAUGUUAAAUUUUGGGCCUUUAUUAUUCGACUAAGACUUUAUACUAUGAUAUUAAACCAUUCAACCUAGUCGAAUUACCAAGUUAGAUAACUUUAUUUUGCUUUAUAUUUUUGCAAAGGAUGGCCCUUUAUUAUUCAACUUUAAGGUGAAGGUCUUGCAUGUUACCACGUAUAAGACAAUAUCUCAGCAAAUACAUCAUGAAUUGCAUUGAAACUUUAGACAUGUGUUCUAUUCAACCUACUUCAUGAAUAAAAUUAGAUAACUC
This is a messenger RNA of Mya arenaria, 2992 nucleotides long. RefSeq lists its product as uncharacterized. Lineage: Eukaryota; Metazoa; Mollusca; Bivalvia; Myida; Myidae. The transcript has 2 exons. The coding region runs from base 89 to 1549 and encodes 486 amino acids. The record is from RefSeq and is a predicted model, not a curated record.